Athene cunicularia (burrowing owl) is the source of this 1745-nucleotide messenger RNA. RefSeq names its product cytochrome P450 1B1. Bases 434 to 1132 code for a protein of 232 amino acids. The record is from RefSeq and is a predicted model, not a curated record. Gene Ontology annotation, molecular function: iron ion binding; monooxygenase activity; heme binding. Lineage: Eukaryota; Metazoa; Chordata; Aves; Strigiformes; Strigidae. The transcript has a single exon.
AUAGUUAGAAAAAUUAUAAGCAGACUAAGAGUGGGAUGUUCAUAAAGCUGUUCAGACAAUUAUUAGCAGGGCUUUUUUUCAGUUUAAAAACCUGCAGACUUUCAUAUGUAUGCAAUAUGUGUCAUGAUAACAAACUCCGUGCUAACUUUUAGAAGUCACAUACAGAGCUGGGAAAACCAAAUUCUUGUUCCCAUGGAAAGCCCAAUAUUUGGAAGAGACAAGUAAUUUUAGUUUUAGAAUGAAUUUUCAAAAUUUGGUCAGAUUGGUUUUUUUAUGUUGACAAUCAGUUACAUGUGAUACUAAAGUGAAAACUGACACCAUUGCAUGGGAAGUUUGAAUUUUUCUCUCAGAGUUUUCCAUCAAGAUCUGCAUAUUCAUGCAAUAUAUUUAAACUUUGCUCAAACUGCAUUAUUUAGUGCAGGGGUGAGGUUCUAUGAGAAAUGUUUACAGCAAGGAUUAUUUUGAAGAAAGUCUUUUAAAAGUAUUAUGUACAUGCACACAUCUUACUUUAAAUGACAGGUAUCCGAACGUACAAGCUAAAAUGCAAGAAGAAGUGGAUAGGAUUGUUGGAAGAGACCGUCUGCCAUGUGCUGAAGAUCAGCCUCACUUGCCCUACAUCAUGGCUUUCUUGUACGAAUCCAUGCGCUUCAGCAGCUUUGUGCCUGUUACUAUCCCACACGCCACCACGACCAACACCUUCAUAAUGGGCUACCUCAUUCCCAAGGACACAGUGAUUUUUGUGAAUCAGUGGUCAGUGAAUCACGAUCCAGCGAAAUGGUCCAACCCAGAGGAUUUUGAUCCAACAAGAUUCCUGGAUGAGAAUGGAUUCAUCAAUAAAGAUCUUACUAGUAGCGUGAUGAUUUUUUCAUUGGGAAAACGUCGGUGUAUUGGAGAGGAGUUAUCCAAGGUGCAGCUCUUUCUUUUUACCUCCAUACUGGUACAUCAGUGCAAUUUUACUGCCAAUCCAAACGAGGACCCUAAAAUGGACUUCACCUAUGGGUUGACCAUUAAACCUAAGCCGUUCACCUUGAAUGUUACGCUUCGAGAUACUAUGGAUUUGCUCGAUCAGGCUGUCCAAAGACUGCAAGCAGAGAAAGCAGCCAAUGACAAUCAGCUGUCAGGAAACACCUAAGCAAUGAACCUCGCAUCUAAAGAUAAUCCCCUUCUCUCUUUUUAGACUUAAAUAAGUUAUAGUUUGUUCUGGUGAGCUUUCUGUAAAACAACCAAUGUUACAGGUUACAAGAGCAGGAAGGAAAACUGCACAAGGUGUAAUUCAGUCCUCUCUAAUUCUAGGAGACCCAGGGGAACAACUUAAUAUAUUAAAAUUAUAAAACAUAUGCAAUUUGAAAGUAAUAUUUUCUAGCUUAUUCACAGAAGUCGCCAUUGUAAAGCGCUUUUUGUCUACUGACUGGUUGGAGCAUCUCCAGGAACUGUUUGUACAAUCCUCUCCAUGUCUCCACGAGCUGUGCCUUAACUCUUUAAGUUUGCCUUCAGUGACUCCACAUCCCAAAGCGAAAUCUCUUAUUUUUAAAAACAUAAAGGAAAAAAAAAAGGGUUGCUCAGAAAACUGCAGCCUGACUCUGAAUUCACUCUACUGGAGACUGCCGUAGGCACAUGGCAGCUCCUGCAUCGUGACUGCUGGGAUGUACAAUAAUGCCUCAAUAAUAAAUGUUCAAAUGAUUUUUGAUAAAAUGGCAAUGUAAAGUCUUGUCUGUAGCAUUCCAAAGUGUUUAGAUAAAUGACUA